AUGGACGCCAAAAUCACGGAUGAUGGAAAAAAAGAUAGUGCGCAAAGGGCCGCUGCCUGGAGGUCACCAGGGCGCAACUGGAGCUGGCGCUGGACGCGACAGCAUGCCAGCAGCCGAGCGCGGGGUGCUGCAAGACCACCUAGCAGCGCCCCGCAUCCAUCAUCCCCACCAGAAGGCUUGAUGUCGGCUGGGUCUUCUCGGACUCAGCAAGCGGCACCCGCCGCUGGUGGAGCACAUCGCAUGCGUUGGUCACAAUUAAUGAACGCAAACGCACUGCGGGCGUACUUUAGGGCAAAAGGGGAAGAAACUGGAUGUUUGGCGUAUCGGGCUCGGAUGCAUCGCUUUUUUGCAGAGCUGGAGCCAUCUGUAUCCGUCACUGAGCAAAACCUGGCAGACCGAGUUCGGUACAUCCUGCGCUCCAACAUAUUUGGUAACGCCGAACUCGAACGACUACGACGUGAGGCUGUUCCCUCAUCGAAUGGAAAUGCUAUGGCUGGGAAUGCGGCGCCACUAGAUGCGCAGCAAACUGCACAUGUGGAUGCUGCCGUGAAUAUUCCAUUUGUGGUUAAUUCAGACGAUGAUGGAAUAGUCUCCCACGAACUAGAGAAAAUGAGGAGCAUAUUGGAAGAGUCGAUGCUGGAAGAGUGCGAAGAUGCUGAUCUGCUGCUUUUAUUGUUGACUGAAACAUCUCUCAAUGUAAUGUAUUUUGGAGAAGAAGAGGAUGUUAAUGACAAUGAAGACGAGGGAGAUUCUGCAAUAGGAGACACGGAAAAAUGUGAAAAAUUAAAUUAUAAUGAGAAUAUAGUAGCUUUUAUUGAAAAAAGAGAAUUGACAAGGAAUAUAAAACCUUUAGUAUGCAGUAAUAUUUUAUUGGAAAAAAUUACAUCUAAUUAUAUCAUUGUAAAGCAGAUUAUUAGUAACCUAUCUUGGCAAGAUAAAGCUAUGUGCAAACUUGUAUGUAACAAUUGGUACUCUGCUGUACAAACAUUACAAAAAGAGCAAAUAUCACCUGAAGACUUUGUUAUAGACUUGUGUUGUUCCCUUAAAAGUGGAGGUGGGAAAGGAUGGUUUAAAAAGUCUGGAAUUUUUUACACAGAGCCUUUGGUAAUUCUUACAUUUGCAAAUACAGCUGGUUUCAGUGCUGUGUGUAAAUGUAAGGUUAUUCAACCAAGGCCUUGUGAACAACAUUGUGAGAAAGAGCACUGUUUGAUAGACUUGAUAAAUUGUCAUGUUAAUGCUCCAAAAAAUUGUAUGCUGACUGUUAAAGCUAACUACUUGGUGUAUAGACCACAACCUCAUUCAAAUACUUAUGGACACUCAAUAACACAUUACAAAUACACAUGGACCAACCCUUUCAUUGCUGGAAUAUUUAUACCUAAGAUCCCAGAUGUGAGUUUUCAAGUUCUAAAUAUUAGAUCUCAGAAUAGUUUACAGCAAGAGUUUUAUGACGUGGUUGAUAAAUUAUCAAAAGAACAUGUAAUUAAAGGUGUCCUUGUUUAUGUUACUGAGAAAUAUUUGUUGGAUUCUGUUGAAGACAUUGUUUUUUUGAAUUAUUUUAAAGAUGUGCAACCAAAUGUUCCCUAUGCUCUCGGAGGUUGUAUUGUGGAAGACACUAUGUCAGAAAAUAGUGAUAUUAAUUUACUAGUGGACAGUUUGAAUGAAGGUGCUGAUUUUAUAAGUGAGAACUUGCUGUCUAUUGGCUUGUUUACUAUACCAAAGACAUCCAAUAAUAAUGAGUACAAUUUCGAAAUGUACUCUUUUAUAAUUGAAUCAUCAGACUGGACUAAACCUAAGAUACAGCAGUCAGUUACAGAGUUUUCAAAAAAAGUACCUCGGUUUGAGCAUAGCAUUGCUCUAAAACUUUCAUGUGUGGGUCGCGAUCAGAAACAUGUGCUGGAACAAGAUUGUUUCCGAGCUGUUUUUCCGAACACAACAAUAGUGGGUUGUUAUGGCAAUGGUGAGUUAGGCAUUCACCACCCAGCAAGACCAGAGCCUGAGGCCCUGUCGAAUGCUACAAAAAGACACCGACGGGACUCUGGACCUCAGUUUGGAAUUAUGUAUUCAUACUCAACAGUUUUUGUUUAUAUUGGAUGGGGUAAAAUAAUAUCACCACAAGGACCUCUUUGA
Parnassius apollo (apollo) is the source of this 2127-nucleotide messenger RNA. The record is from the annotation of a GenBank genome assembly. Lineage: Eukaryota; Metazoa; Arthropoda; Insecta; Lepidoptera; Papilionidae.